GGUGGAUGAAUCACAGACACGAGAAGUUUUCACACCGGAUCAGCGCCGCCCUCCGCAACGCGCGCGCAGCCGCGUCGCACCACGCCGCGUCUGUGCCUGAGCGCCUCUCAGGAAAUUCAAACACACAGACGUCCACUCCACGGGCACACGCAUCUUCCACUCCAAGGUCAGCGAGCCCACCAGCAGCUGGACCUCUAAUAAAGCGGACGCUCCGUCACCUUAAAGUGAAUCAUCAGCACAGAGGUGGACCAGCGAUGCCACCCCCAGCCACAAGUCCCACCGCCGUGCCCCCACCAGAUGGCGGGUGGGGGUGGGCUGUGGUGUUUGGAUCGUUCAUCUCCAUUGGCUUCUCCUACGCCUUCCCCAAAGCCAUCACGGUAUUCUUCAAAGAAAUCCAGACGAUUUUUGAUGCCUCCUACAGUCAGAUCGCAUGGAUCUCCUCCAUCAUGCUGGCAGUCAUGUACGCUGCAGGUCCCAUCAGCAGCAUACUGGUCAACACAUAUGGCUGCAGGCCCAUUGUCAUGAUGGGGGGGUGUCUUUGUGCUGUUGGCAUGAUUUCAGCUUCCUUUUGCAACAACGUCAUGCAGCUUUACUUCUGCAUUGGUGUUAUUGGAGGGCUUGGACUGGCCUUCAACCUGCAGCCAGCAUUGACGAUGAUAGGAAAAUAUUUCUUUAAGAAGCGUCCCAUUGCUAACGGACUAGCAAUGGCAGGGAGCCCAGUCUUUCUCAGUACCCUGGCUCCCCUUAACCAGUAUCUUUUUAAUCAGUUUGGCUGGAGGGGCAGCUUCCUCAUCCUGGGGGGGCUGCUCCUUAACUGUUGUGUGGCUGGCUCCCUCAUGAGGCCACUAGGUCCUCCGCCUAACAAAGUCAAAAAGGACGAAGCAAUGGUAGCCAUCACCACUACUACCAAUGAAAAGCGUAGUCUCUGGCAACUAGUCAACAAGUAUCUGGACUUGACUCUCUUCAAGCAUCGCGGCUUCCUCAUCUACCUGUCAGGAAAUGUCAUCAUGUUCCUGGGCUUCUUUGCACCCAUUGUCUUCCUCACUGCCUAUGCAAAAGAUAUGGGCGUAGAUGAAUACUCUGCCGCCUUACUGCUCUCAAUCCUUGCUUUUGUUGACAUGUUUGCCCGGCCCUCCAUGGGUCUUCUGGCUAACUCUCGUUGGGUCCGACCCAGGAUCCAGUACUUCUUCAGCUUUGCCGUCCUGUACAAUGGCGUGUGCCACAUCCUCUGUCCUCUGGUGGAAAGUUACACUGGCUUGGUGGUGUAUUCUGUGUUCUUUGGUUUUGCCUUUGGCAUGGUCAGCUCAGUAUUGUUUGAGACAUUGAUGGACCUGGUUGGAGCUCAGAGGUUCUCCAGCGCUGUAGGACUCACUACCAUUGUGGAGUGCUGCCCAGUCCUCAUCGGCCCACCAUUAGCAGGAAAACUGGUCGAUAUCACCAAAAAUUACAAGUAUAUGUACUUCUGCUGUGGAGGUGUUGUCAUUCUGGGCAGCAUUUGGCUCUUCAUUGGAAACUUCAUUAACUACAGACUCUUGGAUCGUGAGCGCAAGCUUGCAGAAAUGUACAAGCGGACUGAGACGGAGGAUCCUGACCGAGUUCGAGAUGAGAAGGAUGCAGAUGGUACAGCUCAGGCCUCUGAGGAGUUGGUCAACAAAAGUCAGAAUGAUGAGGAGCCCAUGCAGCGGGAAACAAACAUCUAAAACACUACAACCAUCUCACGUUCAACCAAGAUGCAACUGAUCAAUACCCGUAACUGAGCUCCAAGCCAAGAGGUGCCUCACAUGGUUUAGAAAAACAUUCAGUCUCCUCAGUUGAUUUAUGAAAAUAACUGCCAAAGCAGGAGUUACGUUGUAUGAAGCUGUGAGGGAUGGUAUUUGCUUUUUAAAAGCGCAUUAGUUAUGACUAACUGAAAUAUUAACAAAAGUAGGGCUGGGCGAUAUGGCCUAAAAUCAAUAUUACGAUAUAUUGAGGAUUUCACGUUGGUAACGAUAAAUGGAUGAUAACUACAGGUAUGUGCAGUAACAAAAGUUGUCCACUAGAUGGGGCUGUCACAUGUAUUACGUUGAGUCACAUUUUUACGUGACUCAAGGUGAUACAGCUUCUUAAAGGGACAUGAACAUUGCCAACCUACACACAUAUUUUCUUUUUUUUUCAUUAUCAAAUGAAUUGAAAUGGGAAAAAUUAUCUUGAUAAGAGCAAGAAAUUUUGAUAACGAUACAUUUCCGAUUUAUUGCCCAGCCCCAAACAAAAGGCAAGAAAUGUUAUUCUUGAAAAUUUUGAAACAAAUCUUCCCCCACAUGUUAAAGCACUUCAGCUGUUUAAUGUAAGAAAUGUUGCUAUUUUUAAACUAAAUGGACCAAAACAUCAUGGCUGCCCCCGUAGAAAAAGCAGGUUUGUCUGACUGAAACAAAACAAGAACAACUAAAAAGUAGUUUAUUGAUAGAUAGAUAGAGAAAUAAUACGGCAGCUCUUUUUGAAUGUAUUUUUUAAGUGUGCUCGGGUCUCAGAGACCAAAUCCAAGCUACCAAGAAGGAACUUUAGGAGAAAGCAAAAUAAUUAAUUCACUGAUAAUGGUGUUAAUUAUUAUCUGCUGCAGAUUGGCACUAGCUGACUUUAUGUAUCUUGAAAAUAAUCCUAAAACAUCAAUCCUUCUAUAUGAAUGACACAUGCACUGCUGCUGAUUGAACACUAACAAUCGAGAAUCUACAUGUCCAACGAUGAAUCCUGACAACAAAUGACAAUAAAUAAAUAUUACAUAAGUGACUUUUUUAGGAGAGCAAAGAGUUUUUAGGUGGUUAGAGAAACACUGCAGUCAUAUAGAGGUGACUUGUUGAUUUUUAUCAGUUAAUUCUCAAUUUUAGUACAUGCUAUCACUCAACUUGAUUUCACACUACUCAGGAUGUUUAUAAAACACGUGAACAUUACGUUUUAAUGGAUAAUCAGAGAUUGUUUUUAAAAAGAGGCGACUUUUCCCUUCUCAGCGUUGCUGUACGCUUCUCUGUCUGGUUUAACUAUUUCUCCACACUGGAUCCAGAACAUCUUGAUGUAAUGGCAUCUCUCAGAAUUUCACAUGUUAUAGUAGGAUGCACAUAGAUUUAUUUUACGGACCUACAGUGUAAUCUUACCUGCCUGGAUUGUGACUUAGCCUCCACUCUUAUUGGGUACAGAUAGGGCUGCUCAAUUAUGGCGAAAAUGAUAAUCAUGAUCAUUUUGACUGGGAUUGAGAUCUUGAUUAUUUAAUUAAUUAUGCAAUACACAGACUCACACUCACCCGGUCUCACAGCAAUCAGGGCAUGCACAUUCCUGUUUUUUAGCGGCUCGGGAGCCUGCGGGUACAGUUUGUCACUCACUCCGGCUCCUCCAAGAGGAAGCCGACUCUGAGAGCCAUUUUGUUUGCGACCGACACAUCAUCAUUCCCUUUCCUAAUGUCCGGAGUGCAGGCCAAGUGCUUCGCUAACCAGCAGGAAAUAUCGAUGACAGUUAUCCAGAAAGUAGCUAAGCGUUGCCAGAAAUGUUCUAGGUUUUCUAGGUACUUUUAGAAAAAAGUCAAAGAAUGGGAUCUAAAAAGUUGUUGGAAAUAGCAACAAAGUUCCUAAACAUUGGCAACGCUGUUGGAAGGUGCGCUCAGUUUGCAACUCGGAGUAAACCAUGGAGGAGGAGCAAAUAAUCGGCUAGUUUUGUUUUUAUAAUCGUUCAAAACUCAGAAAACAAUUGUGAUUAAAAUGUGAUUAAUUGAGCAGCCCUUGGUACAGAUCAGAGUAGACCCUUCAAAGAUCUCUUCCUUUCAAAAACAAGUUCCAGGCAAAGAGACUUGAAGGAAAUAAUGUGUUGGCGUCUCAUGUUCAUCACAUUGUCUUUAUCCAAUUAUCACUUGGUUCUGUCUUCAUGUUUCAAGAAAACAAAUAAAUGAGAUGUCAUUGUUUAGAACACAACACUGAUGUACACAAGUGGUCACCAAUAUGUAGCACAGUGCAAAAGUUUUAGGCAGGUGUGCAAAAAUGCUGUAAACAAAGAAUGCUUGAGUGGCCCCAAACGUCCAGCCAACGUCAUUAAAAACAAUCUUCAGCACAAAGAACAGCGAGAAGUCCUGGGAGCGAUGAUCUGGCCCCCACAGUACCCCAACAUCAUGGAGUGUGUCUGGGAUUACAUGAAGAGAAUUGAGGAAGCAUCCAUCCACAGAGGAUCUCCCAGACGUUUGCUAGUGUACCAAGAAGAUUUGAUGUGGUUUUGAAGCCAAAGGGCAAUGCUGAAUUGAUUUAGAUUUGUAUUUUGUUCAUUAACUGUGUUGGUUGAGUGAUGACAGUAAAUGACUAACACUUCCAUUUUGAAAGAAUUCUUUGUUUACAGCGUUUUGUACACGGAUGCCUUAAACUUUUGCUCAGUACUGUUCUUUGAUUUUUUCCAGAAAAAGUUAAUGUCAAGGAAAUAAUUGAUACUGUUAUUCAUUUAUAUGUAAUGUGAACAUUCACACCACUGACUGGUGUUACAUAGGUUUCUAAAAAAGGGUCAAAAUUGUUGUUGCAGUGGUGUAUUAGCCGACACCGAACAAAAUACCUGCAGAAGUACAGACAGGGCUUAAGAUGACCCGUAAUUAACCUGUCUGCAUGUCUGAAGCUUCUGUACUCAGGGUGAGAUCGGUGGUUAAUGUAACUACACAUGACUUUUGUGUUCUGUUUGUCUUCCAUAGACAUUCUCAGCAUUGCCCUGAUUAUUAGUUAACCUGGUUUACAGUAUUAUAUAAAUAAUCUGCAUUAGAAAACCUAAAAAGGUGACAAGUGUUGUCAAGUUGAGCCAUAGCAUGGGUUGUAGAAGUUCUACCAAGUAACUUUAUUGCUUUUUCAUAGUUUUUUAAAUCAAGCAAAUUCAUAUCAGACUUUUAAAAUGGGAGGUGCUACAUGAUUUGCACACAGAGCUAACAACAGAAACAACAUUUACACAGAUGUGAUCUUACUCCAGACAAUUAAACUCAAAAGUUAAAACAAUUCAAAAGCGUUUCACUAAAUCGUUGCCUACUCAUCAGUUGGGUUAAUACAAAAAGAGCAGAUGUAAUCACAGCUGGUGUCGCUGGCACUCGUGCUUUUGCUGCCCGCCUGAGCACUGUAAAGCGGUGUAGUAAAAGCUGUGCAAAGUUUUGAUCAAGCCAUAAAACGCUGUCCUUAAAUGUCUUGGCUUUAAUAGUCGUACCCUCUUUUACAGUAUGUUGCACUAAAAGUCAAAUUGCCACACUUCACCCCUAACACUGGUGUAAAAAUGGCUGCAGUUUAGUGAAUUUAAUUAUGGUUGAAUGUAAUUUCCUCUGUGGGCCUUAAUAAGGUAUUAAUGACCAAAACCCAUCUGCAUCAUAGUGGCUGUCUCUGCACACAAAGUCCAGGAGCAAUACACUAUUUCAUGUAUGAAUGCAAGAACACACAGAAAUGUGUUUCCAGUGGCAGUCGGUUCUGUGAUGCAUUGCCUUAAAUGGGAUGCAGUGUAAUGAGUGCGGGAGAGUAGUCCAGUUGGAGCUGUAUGACGCUGAGAAGGUUUGUUUUAAAUGUGAACCACAUUGUGUUAUCCUAAUAUGGCUGCAUAGGAAUGUUAAAGCUUUAAAUAGUUGUGUGUAGCCUCAGUGAACUCAUUUACUAACAUCCAUGUCUACAAAGAUGAAUGCUAAUCAGUCUAUAUGUACUGUACACUGUGCACUCAGUAAUAAUGGAAGGCUGUAUUGUAUAACCAUCCUUUGAUAUGUAUAUUAGUAUUGUUCAAUAUUCUAUUCAUUCCAUCCUUUAGGUGUCUGAAAGUGUCGCCUUGCUUUGCGGUUUAUGAGUUUAUUUAUUUUUCUGUGGACUCUAAACGUAAACAGUGUCACAUCUCAGAAGCAAAAGGUAAACAACAUUUAAUUACAAAUAAAUAGUCAAACCUGAACCAUCAAAACACAAUGUAACAUGGAUGCUGGAGAUUUGGGUUAAGGUUAGGGCGAAUCAGGAAGAUGGAGAUCUAACAGCAGCUGCAGCUAACCUCAGACUGGAAACUUCUAGGUGGUCACGCCAACAUAAACCAGUUUCUGGACCCAUACAAAAGCUUUUAUUUUUGUAACAACUACAAAUGAAAAAUAAUUCAUAAACCCUAAAAAGACAAAUGCUUUACAUAAUGAACAGACUUACAUCACAGGCUUGAACAGAAUCCUGUUACUUGCAGAACAAACUGCAACGAUAGUCUGGGGUGCAGCCUGGGCCACCCCCAGCUGGGAAACCCUUCAGAUUAAUCAGAUAACAUGAAUUUGUGAUGACACGAUUUGUAAAUGUAAUUCUCACAUGAACGUUUGUGAUGUUUCUGGGACAGGACUUGAUUUAGGACUGCAGAGAUGCACUUUCACUCAAAUGAGCAUAAUUUAAUUUCACUGUAUCUAGAUUUUAUGGCUGCCCUCUGAAAUCUGUCUUUUGCUGUGGAAAGCAUUUCCUUUACUAUUAUUAUUAAAUAAUUUAUCUAGAAUGUCAUUUUUCCUGCAAGCCAGUUUUGAAUGUAGCCUUGAUCCAUGUGAUUUGCAACAGAAGCUCCUCCUCCAUUCGGUGGAGUUUAGACAUUUAUUUAUCCUUUCAUUUAUGCCGUUGGAACAAACUGCUUCAAACAAAGAACCUUGGAAAAAGUAAGCUCCCUUUUUCAGAGAAACAUCCUGCUGCAGGUCAGCGGCUUUUCGAGUCAGCAGGGCCAAAGAGUCGACUUUGUCCCCGUAGCUCUGGGUCCAUCAGGAAUGAAUCAAAACUCAGCUACCCUAAAACGACUCCGAUUUUGUAAUUAUUGUUUUAGUAACUCAAAUUUGCAAUUGUUGCCUCCUCAGCAAGUUAGGUUCCCCGCUGCUGUCAGUUCCUAGUGAGAAAUGCAGAAGUGUGAAAAGGGUUUAUUAUAUUGUAAUAGUGCCGGUGACAUCAUAAUGUGGUCAUUUGUCUCAGAUAAUCAGUGUUUUGACUUCAGAUCCAGCACUGGACUGUUUUCUCAUAGUUCUGGCUGCAGGCUGGUUUUAACAUAUAAAACUAUAUUUAGCCCAUCAGAAAAUCCUUUACUUCUAGUCUAAAUGGGAUCUGAGUCCAAACUCCAGGUCAGGGGUAUUCAAUUCUGGUCCUGGAGGGCCAGUACAAUAUGUUUUCGUUUUGAUUCUGUUUCAACCCACCUGCUUUCAAUCAGCAGGUGAUUAACAGGCUUCUGCAGAGCCUGAUGAGCUGCUGUACAGGUGAUUACACCUGAAUCAAGUUGGAGCAGAGAAGCCACUAAAACAUGCUGGAUACCGGCCCUCCAGGCUUGGAAUUGAAUACCCUUUCUUUAGGUUGAUAAUCCCAUUUCACCAACCAGAAAGUAGUUUGAAUUUGAGGCUAUCUUGCUUUUCUGAGAGGCCAUUUUAAAGUUUUAGAGCUUGUCUGAUUCAGAAGGUUCUGCGUUUUCUUCACCUCUCGAUUGAAUGCUGUUUGACUAGAGCUGAACAAACUUGAAGAUGAGAUGGCGAAGAGGUUAACUAUUGACUGACUAGUUUUCAAAUUACAUAUUUUAUUGAAAAUAGUGAAAAGCAGGGGUAAGGAGUUUGCCCUGCAAUCGGUGGGUUGUGGGUUUGAAGCUAGGCUUCGUCUCUGUCAGUUGUUGUGCCCUUGGGUAAGACACUUCGCCUUCCUUGGCUGCUGCGGUGGCUGGAGGGACCGUUAACACCUGUGUAUGGCAGCCUCACCUCUAAUAUUGUGUCCCAGGGCAGGUGUGGCUACAUGGUAGCUCAUCACCACCAUGGUGUGAAUGGUUGGAUGGUAAAGCCCUGUCUUAGAAAAGCGAUAAACAAAUGUGCAAUAUAUAACAUAAUAUAAUUGUAGAAUAUGUUGUGUUUUUGUCUGAUUGCUACAAAGACUUUUUUUUCAGUGUUGAAGAGCAAAAGCAUAAUUUAGCACUAGAGGUCGACCGAUGUUGGUUUUUCUAUUACAGAUACUGUGCCGAUAUGUACUGCCGAUUUUCAUGGCCAGUAUCCAGACAUUUUCCACUUAUUUUCAUGCUUAUUUGUCACUAAUAACAUCCGUUGAUGGACAAAAAUUCAGAAACUGAAUUUGUUUUUGAACUCUGUUAAAUCUUAACUGUGUGUUAACGUCAGACAGUGGCAGACUGGCCAUUCUGGAGAAUCCCAGAACGGUGUGUGUGUUCUAGGGCCAGUGUCGGUGUUGAUUACUUUGUGUUUAUACAAAGAUGUGUGCAUCUGCAGAAGGCUUCUUCCCUUGUUUAUGGCUGUUUAUUUAAUGUGUCUAUAAGUUGUAAACCUAAAUGAUAGUCAUUUUGCAAUUGGGAGGGCCACAAAAACCCUGCAGAAAUCUGCCUUUAUCCAAGUUUCACUAAUCAGAAACUAAGUUCAAAGGAUGCUGCUAUGAGUCUACAUUAAUCCAGUCCAGGUUUGAAGUACGUGUUGUAGUUUUAUGAUAGGAAUAGAUUAAAGGUGCUCUUUCUACGGGGGGUAUUUGCACAUAUUUAUUUCCACAUAUGCAGGAAAGAUACGACCCCCCCCCCCCCACACACACACACACACACACGCACACACACACCUUACAUGCUUAGACGGCUGGACUCAUGGAAAUAUUCCAGGGCUACAUUUUCAUCCCAGUCUGCCCCUGAUGUCAGACACCUAAAUAAGGUUAAUUUAGAGUAUUUAUUUUGAAGAUGUUAUUAGUGAACAUAAACAUACAUUUAACUUAAAUUCAGCAACAGCACCAGGCUGCCCGAAAAUGUGCCUGAUUUUAAAUCGGCUUUACAAAGGACAGAUAUCGGCCGGCCAAUACAUCGGUCUACCCCUAGUUGCACCCCCAUCAGAAUAAUUGGGGUUAAGAUGCUUCACUUGGUAAAAUGUGCCAUUGUCUUUACUAAAUAAUCAAAGUAUAGCUUGAAUCAUCUCUACGGGCAAUGGCUUUGCUGUUUCACUUAUUUCGCACCUUGCUGUUGUCCAUUCCAAUUUUCUGGAAUAAGGGUCAUUAGUUAUUUGAUGCUCUACAUUCUGAGCGUGCAGACACGUGUUCUAACAACAGGACGGUGCUCGUAAAUGCACUUUAAUGGCUUUUAAUACAGAAGAAACCAGAGGAGUAUGUUCGCGGUUUUAAUGCAGACGAAGGAGCAUUAGGAACACAGUGGUAGGGCAUGAUGUACAAACCUGCUGCAUGAUUUAUUGUAACAGAUCAACACGUGUUAAAACAUGUCACCUACUUCAUUAACCCUGAGUCACAGUUGAAUUUUGACAUCAGUGAUUCACUCAAUUGUAUUAGAAGCCAACCAAGAUUGUAUUUUAUUUAUUCUGUGCUGUUGGGACUUCCGCUGAUUCUCCUGCUCGUGCCAGGAUAAACUAUGACAGACUGCUUUUAUUCACUUCCACUCCCGUCAUGAUUAUCACAGAGUGAAACUGCCUGCUGUGCAUCCACCAAAUAACACUGCCCCCUGCUGGUUGUAAACACCCAAACUGGAGAAUAAAAUGAAUAUUUUAGUGA
This is a messenger RNA of Nothobranchius furzeri (turquoise killifish), 9470 nucleotides long. Its product is annotated as monocarboxylate transporter 2. Gene Ontology annotation, cellular component: plasma membrane. Gene Ontology annotation, molecular function: monocarboxylic acid transmembrane transporter activity. Gene Ontology annotation, biological process: monocarboxylic acid transport; transmembrane transport. The record is from RefSeq and is a predicted model, not a curated record. Lineage: Eukaryota; Metazoa; Chordata; Actinopteri; Cyprinodontiformes; Nothobranchiidae.